Hermetia illucens (black soldier fly) is the source of this 2804-nucleotide messenger RNA. Its product is annotated as endoplasmic reticulum metallopeptidase 1-like. Gene Ontology annotation, molecular function: metalloexopeptidase activity. The coding region runs from base 244 to 2769 and encodes 841 amino acids. The record is from RefSeq and is a predicted model, not a curated record. The transcript has 13 exons. NCBI's taxonomy places the organism in Eukaryota, Metazoa, Arthropoda, Insecta, Diptera, Stratiomyidae. Gene Ontology annotation, biological process: proteolysis.
GCGUGAUAAGCUUCAUAUCAUGUCAGUAUUAAAUGCAUAUUUGAUAUGAUAGCAGCUAUUUAAUUCGCGCUUAUACAUUGUGAUUCAUCUUAGGAAAUAUGAAAUCCCUAAAUUCGACUUUAAAUCAGUUUUAAAGAAACCACAAAUCUAGUACCAUAAGUGCUUCUUUCUUUUGAUUUUCUGAGUCUCUGUUUCGGUUUAGUGGAAUACGGUCAUAUAUUUUGAAAUUACAUUCUGUCAAAAAUGGAAACGGACAAUCGGGUCCUCAUACCAGACCGGCAUAAGAAAGAUGAAAGAGUGCAUUGUUAUUUGGCCGUACCACUCGUAGCCUGUAUCUGCUUAAUAGUUGGCUUGACAAUACUCGCUCUUUUCCAAUUACCAACUCCUCUGGGCAACGAUGCAAACCCUGGAGAAUUUAUAGGUGAAAGAGCGCAACGCAAUUUAGAACAACUGACUUCGCUAGGCCCCAGACCUACGGGCAGUGUAGCAAAUGAAGUGUUUGCUGUACAGUUUUUAAGUGACAAAAUAAAGGAAAUUAUUUCCGAAUCCAAUGGCCUUUACAAUAUCGAGACAGAUAUUCAGGUAGCAUCUGGGGGACAUUCUACUUUUGGAUACCCAUCCCUGUACGAAUCGAUCCAAAAUGUAAUUGUGAAAUUGACACCGAAAGGUUCUACGCUGGAAAGGUCGCUUUUAGUUAAUAGUCACUUUGACUCAGUGGUUGGAGCUCCCGGAGCAGGGGAUGAUGGGUCAAUGGUCGUUUCUAUGCUUGAAGUACUGAGCGCUCUUACUAAAUCAAAAGACGCCGUACGUCACCCCUUAAUUUUUUUGUUCAAUGGCGACGAGGAAAAUGGACUGCAGGCAUCUCAUGCUUUUAUCACACAACAUAAAUGGGCGUCGACAGUGAGGGGAUUAAUUAAUCUCGAAGGCAUGGGUGUGGGCGGAAAGGAGAUUCUUUUCCAAUCUGGACCCGGCAACAAUUGGAUGGUAGAUUCCUACGUGAAAAGCGCCAAGUACCCAUUCGCAUCAGUUUUGGGCGAAGAAGCAUUUGAGAAUAGACUUAUUCCAUCAGAUACAGAUUACACCAUUUUGAAUAGAGUUGCGAAUCUUUCAGGACUGAAUUUCGCCUAUAUCGAUAAAGGAUACCUAUACCACACCCCUUUGGAUAGCAUAGAAAAUGUCGAAAUUGGAACUCUGCAGCACACCGGUGAUAAUCUUCUGGCCCUCGUAAAAGCUGUUGCUAAUUCGGAAAAACUGAACCAAUCUAUUGAAAUAGAAGAAACCAGCAAACAAGUAUACUUCGAUGUUUUUGGUCUAUUCAUGAUUAAUUAUUAUAAAGAAACUGGGACGGCUGUAAACUAUGCGAUAAGUGUCCUGUCGCUAAUUGCCGUUUGCCUGUCGAUGUGGCUUAUUAAGCGUAAAACUAAAAUAUCACUUUCCGAAAUCUCUGUUCAAUUCUGGCUGAGCCUUGGUGUUCAGCUAGGCUCGCUGGCUAUCGCCGCAGGGGUAGUUAUUGGCUUAUCAUAUUUUUAUGACGCUAUCGGAUAUUCCAUGUCAUGGUUUUCACAACAAUGGCUUAUAAUCGGGCUGUACUUUUGUCCUUUCAUUUUUAUUCUCAGUAUCUUUCCGCUACUCUUCUUAGGAUGGAGAUCAUUUAGUGUUUUACCACUUGGCAUAGGCAUUCAACUAUUUCUCCAUUCACAAAGCGUUAUUUUAGCUGUUAUCAUCAUUGUAUUAGCUGAAAUGAACAUUCGCUCAACAUUCUUAGCUACCAACGUCCUAAUGUUCUACGUCAUAUCUUUGUUGAUAAAUUUGUCCACUGGACUGCAUGCCAAACCUUACCUUUGGGCUAUUCCGGUUCUUAUCUGUCAAGCAAUACCGCUCGCUUUUACAAGUUAUAUUAUGGAAAUCAUUUUCUCCGUUUACAUCCCGGUAACAGGAAGAUCAGCAAGUAAUCCAGAGACAAUGAUAGCUUACCUUUCGAUCGUCUCCUGCGUUUUGAUGUUCGGAUUUAUAGUUCCAAUUUUCGGCAUAUUUCGGAACUCAAAAUUGGCGGUAUCAAGUAUACUAAUAGUUUUCAUUGUGUUUUUUAUACUUAUUUUCACAAGCGUCGGUUUUCCAUAUACUCCAAGAAAACCGCAAAGGCAAUCAGUUUAUCACACUCAGCGAACAAGAUAUAAUGCUUCUGGUGCUAUAAUUUACAGAGAUUCUUUGUACUACAUGCGUCGCUGGGAUAGGCAUUCACUGGAAACACUGGAAGUUGUCGCUAACCGAAAUGGGUUGACGUUACACUCCGAUAGUGAAGACGGUUCUGGGUUGCGAUAUUUUUCAAACGCAUACUGGACGGAAGCGCCUUCACCUAAGAUUCAGAAUCCAAGUGUAAUGCAACUAGUCUCGAAGAGCGAAGUCGGCUCCAAAAUGUACAAAUACACAUUAAAACUAAUUGGAAGGCCGACCAAAUAUCGACUAAUGAUUGCCGCUAAUAAUGGUGGUAUGUUGACGGAUUGGUCUUUUGCAUCUCAAAGUCCACCACCCAAUACUCUAAAACAACAAAAUGUUUAUAUACAAUUUGGAAAAGAUAGUCUGCCUUACACAUUCUCAUUAACGUUGAGGGUUGUGGAUAGUUCCAAGAAUGCUCUGUCGAUUGGAUUAGUGACUGUUUAUUCAGAAAUGAACGAGUACACAGAAGAUUUUAGAGACUUUGUGCAUUCUUUCCCCAUUUGGACUUCUGUACAAAGUGCGCGGGAGAGUUAUGAUUGGUACAUAUUUUAAGCAAAAAAUGAAAAAUAAAUUAUUUUAAUAGAAUG